UAACGACACAGCAGUUAAAUCCUAGUUUCUAUUAUUUGUUGGGAAGUUAUCACUUCGGAUAUAAUAAUAAGUUAACGCAGCUGUAUAUUUAUAUAUGCAGACAAAGCGACACAGACUUCAAGAGAUGAUACAGAGCAAUCGAUAGUCUCUGAAUACGACAGCGAUGGUAGAACAGGUGUCAACAGACCGGAAUUAAAAGAUAAAGACAAAUCAGAAGAGUUGAAACAGCACGAACGAGCCCUAUACACAAAGCUACAUGAAAUCGAAGACUCAAGAAAUAUUCCCUUUCCUGCAAAUGACCAAGACGUGGAAACGUGGUAUAUCAAUUGCACCUCUACAUUGCAUGGUGCUCCUGAACAUAUUUUCUAUUAUGGUAUUUUCGAUACAAUUAUAAGAAGAACGCGGGAAUUACCAAAACUUAAAUAUCUUACACUGACGGACAUGAUCAUUGGGAGACAUAAAUUUUCGAUGUCAAUUACAGAAAAAGAUAUAGCUUGUCUGAAAGAAUUAAAUUCAGAUAGUGAAUUUCGAAAAAUGGGUUCAAUGAUUUUAGCAAAACAUGCAGAACAUGUUUGUUUUGAUAAAGACGAUUUUCGAAUUGAGGAAGGAAAAUCAAGGUCAUUCGCAUCGUACAUUGUUUUAGAUAUGAUUUGUCGUAAGUGCGUGAUGGAAAACGUCGAUAUUGAAGAAGCUUAUCCUGCUUUGGAAGAGAGCAAGGGCGAGCUAUUGAUCAUUUGUGUUUCAAAACAAAGAACUUGCCUAUCAGAGUACAAACGAUUCAGUACAAGAGAAAUAUCAUUUGAUGGUACAUCGACAGAAUCGCUGGAGGCAGAAAACGUUCUUGAUAAAGAUGAUGAAAAUGUAAAAGAUUUGAUUAGACGGUAUGGCAUUGAGGUCAAUGAAACAUUGUCUCAUCAUGUAUUAAGACUUAUGGAAAGACAUAGUAACUUAGAAGCAGCUAGAGUGAGUUUUGUUCGUUCCACAAAAACAGGCUAUGACUAUUCCGAGCCAUGUAUCGUGUUAUAUUGUUUGGGCAAAACGUUAGUACCAUAUGGUGAAGAUUUAUUUCCUGUUUCCCUACAGCACCCGAAAACAUACAGGACUUUUAAAACAGAUGUUCGCGAAGGAUAUUUUACAACUUGCCUGAAUGAGGCUACAUUAAGACAUCAGGAGCUAGCUAUGGGCUGUAGCAUUGGAGAAAAGGGAGUGAACGCCUGUGGUACACUCGGGCCACUGGUUGAAUUCGUCAAAAACGGCGAUAUGGGGUUCCUGACAGUAAGACAUCUAUUCGAACCCAUUACUAAACCUGACAAUCAUAUCCAAGGUACGGAAGUUGUUCAGCCCUCAGAUGGUGAUGUUAUAUCACCCAGUUCUAGCAGUGAUGACAGAAUAUGCGGGAUAGUUGUCACUAGUAACGUUGGAGGCGAAACAGAUGCCGCGCUUAUACGGAUCUACCCUGAUAGAAUUCCACAGAGGGGAAAAUUUAUCAGUGUCGAUGAAGAUGAUCUGAACUUUGCUGGUUUCCGAAGUAAUCAUCAACUCACUUUUGAUGAUGGUGCAACUACUGAUGCAAGAACACUAACUACAGAGGAUAUGGCUACAAGAAGAAUCAUCAAAAUUGGAAGUGCUACUGGUCUAACGAAAGGUACGCUAUCAACUACGGAUGGAGCUGUUAGGGAGAGAGCGAAAGAAAUGAUGUAUGAUUACAAUGGUCGGAGAUAUCCAAUUAUUAUAAACAAUCUGUUGUGUGUUGACUCUUACUACACAAAAAUAUUUUGUCAAAAGGGAGAUUCAGGUUCAGCAGUAUUUUUAGUUGAAGAUGAUGCGAACAAUUCCUUGAAAUGUAUAGGCAUGGUAAUUGGAAAUAUCGAAAACGACUGUGCAGGCGUGAUCACACCUAUACAAAAUAUUCUUUCUGUCUUGCAAAACAAGUGUGGAGAGAAGUUACGACUUAAAGAGUUUAAAUUUGAGAAAAUGCAGGGAUAG
Mercenaria mercenaria is the source of this 1986-nucleotide messenger RNA. RefSeq lists its product as uncharacterized. Lineage: Eukaryota; Metazoa; Mollusca; Bivalvia; Venerida; Veneridae. The transcript has 3 exons. The coding region runs from base 442 to 1986 and encodes 514 amino acids. The record is from RefSeq and is a predicted model, not a curated record.